This is a messenger RNA of Durio zibethinus, 5388 nucleotides long. RefSeq names its product CBL-interacting serine/threonine-protein kinase 23-like. NCBI's taxonomy places the organism in Eukaryota, Viridiplantae, Streptophyta, Magnoliopsida, Malvales, Malvaceae. The record is from RefSeq and is a predicted model, not a curated record. Gene Ontology annotation, molecular function: protein serine/threonine kinase activity; ATP binding. Gene Ontology annotation, biological process: signal transduction; protein phosphorylation.
AUUAUUUUUUUUUGGGCAAAUCAGAGAAGGUUACCAAUUUGAGACGAGAAGAGUAUCUGACGUCCAUCCUCUCCAAUAAUUGCAGUAUAUUAAAACCGCCAAACCUUAUAAAAGCAUUCUCACCAAUCAUCGAAAGAUUAAUUCACCAAAGUCGAAAUCACCUGCAUUAUUGUUAUUUUUUAUUUUUAUUUUUGGGCAAAACCGCCUUAGAGCUACGCCCUGAUUCGACUUCUCCAAUCUGCAAAUCAAAACCCUAGGAAAGGAAAAGAGAAGGCAAAAAAUUUGCCAGCGAACCUCCCCUUCAAAUCUCUACGUUCUUCGCUUUCUUGAACCGAUUUCUCCGCCGUUGAUUUAUCCGAUUUCGUGUGUACUAUGUCUAAUCCCUUGGCCACCGCUUCUGCUUUCUCUGUCUCCAACAUUUUCCCCUUGAUCAUCGAGAUUUAAUUUUUUUCCCAUUUUAAUCUUCAUAUAUAGGAUUUUGAUUUUCUUGAAUUCGUUUUUCUUUUUUUUUUUGGAGAACAAUGAGGGUGUCUAAGUCUCGGGUAUGGCAACCGUGCAAGAAGAAGAGGUCUUUGAUUAAUUGCAAGCUUUAGAAGAAAACAAAGAGAAAAAGAGGAUUCUUUUUUGAAAGAAAUAGGGAAAAAAAUUUAACAGAAAUAAGUAGGAAUCAGAUAGAAGGUGAUGGCGACUCGCACGAGUGCUGGGACCAGGACACGUGUGGGGAGGUACGAGCUAGGGAAGACCUUGGGAGAAGGAACAUUCGCGAAGGUGAAAUUUGCGAGGAAUAUGGAGACCGGAGAGAACGUAGCAAUCAAGAUUCUUGAUAAAGAGAAAGUUUUGAAGAAUAAGAUGAUUGGUCAGAUUAAACGUGAAAUUUCAACAAUGAAACUUAUUAGACACCCAAAUGUCAUCCGUAUGUAUGAGGUGAUGGCUAGCAAGACGAAAAUAUACAUUGUUCUGGAAUUUGUGACUGGUGGUGAACUUUUUGACAAAAUUGCUAGCAGAGGGCGGUUAAAGGAAGAUGAAGCUAGAAAGUUCUUUCAGCAGCUUAUUAAUGCUGUGGAUUACUGCCAUAGCAGAGGUGUUUACCAUCGAGACCUGAAGCCAGAGAAUUUGCUGCUGGAUGCUAAUGGAGUUCUUAAAGUCUCAGAUUUUGGUUUGAGUGCUUUACCUCAGCAAGUUCGAGAGGAUGGGUUACUUCACACAACGUGUGGGACACCAAAUUAUGUUGCUCCAGAGGUGAUAAAAAAUAAAGGCUAUGAUGGAGCUAAGGCAGAUCUUUGGUCAUGUGGUGUGAUACUCUUUGUCUUAAUGGCUGGUUUCUUGCCUUUUGAGGACUCCAAUUUAAUUGCUCUAUAUAAAAAGAUAUUUAAGGCUGACUUCAGUUUUCCACCAUGGUUCUCCUCAAGUGCAAAGAAACUAAUCAAGAGAAUCCUAGACCCUAAUCCGUUGACAAGGAUAACAAUUGCUGAGGUUAUUGAGAAUGACUGGUUUAAGAAAGGAUAUAUGCCACCUAGGUUUGAGCAAGCUGAUGUUACUCUUGCUGAUGUGGAUGCCAUUUUCAAUGAAUCAGGGGAUUCUCAAAACCUUGUUGUUGAACGACGAGAAGAAGGGCCUGUUGUACCGGCUACUAUGAAUGCAUUUGAACUUAUCUCCAAAUCUCAGGGUCUCAACCUUAGGUGUUUGUUUGAGAAACCAAUGGGCCUUGUUAAACGGGAAACAAGGUUCGCAUCAAAAUGUCCUGCAAAUGAGAUAAUCUCAAAAAUAGAGGAAGCUGCAAUGCCCUUGGGUUUUGAUGUGAAGAAAAAUAACUAUAAGAUGAAGCUUCUAGGAGAAAAAACAGGACGCAAGGGUCAUUUGGCUGUUACAACAGAGAUUUUUCAGGUGGCUCCUUCACUUUGCAUGGUUGAACUUCGAAAGUCUGAAGGAGAUACCUUGGAAUUUCACAAGUUCUAUAAGAAUCUCUGUACUGGGCUAAAAGAUAUUGUUUGGAAAAUGGCAGAGGAAGGAAGGGUGGAAAAAAAGGAUGGGGCUGCUGGUAGCUCUUCUCAAGCCGAAAGAGGCAGGUGGGAAGGCGCUGCAAUGAGAGAAGAGGUUAUUAGCUCUGGUGGGACCAUAGAACCCACUCCUGCUGCGAGUUCUGCGGGGGCAUCCUCACCUGCUGUUCCAACAAAUGUUGGCAGUGUGGAUUGGUCUGGUCAUGGCCAAAAUUCCAAAGCAGCUUCUCAAUCUUGUGUUGGAUCUCAAGCACCAUGGAUUUCACUCAGUACCAGUGCUGGUGGAUCUGCUCUUGGAUCAUCAAGAACAUCAUGUCGACCAUGGGAAAGGGGAGACCUUCUUAGGCGUUUGGCUACAUUUAAGCCUAUGAAUUGGUUUGGGAAACCCAAGGUCGCAAGCUCAUUGGCUUGUGCUCAAAGAGGUUGGAUAAAUAUGGAUGUUGAUAAAAUUGCAUGUGAAACAUGUGGAGGACACCUGCAUUUUGCUUUCUCCCCAUCCUGGGCUGCUUCUGAAGCUGAGGAUGCUGGUGUAGCUUUUUCCAAGCAGCUGGAUGUUGGGCACAAAGUUGCUUGUCCUUGGAGAGGAAACAGCUGUCCGCAAAGCUUGGUCCAAUUCCCGCCAACACCUCAAUCUGCCCUAAUUGCAGGAUACAAGGAUAGAUGUGAUGGACUAUUGCAGUUUCAAUCUCUUCCUGUCAUAGCUUCAUCUGCAGUGGAGCAUAUGCGAGUGUCUCGGGGUCCCCAGGUUGAUCGCCUUUUGUCUCAGUUGCAGAAUUAUAUGGCAGAAUUUGAAUCCAGAUCAGAGAGUAUACCAGAACUUGAUAAUUGUAUAGAUGGUGCAUUUUGUCUAUAUUCUCAUUCACAGAAGCUGAUAAGCUUGUGUGGAUGGGAACCGAGAUGGCUUUUAAAUGUUCAAGACUGUGAAGAACAUUCUGCUCAAUCAGCUAGAAAUGGAUGUUCUUUUGGCCCUAAUACAGCGCAGGUCCAUCUUUCGCAGGACCCUGGACCAAGCAAAAAUGCACUCACUUUCAAAGACACUGGAAAAAGUAAAUUGUUAGUCAUGGAGUCUAGAUCUGAAUUCAGGUUGCCUUUGUUGGACUGUAGCUUAUGUGGUGCUGCUGUCAGGAUAUUGGAUUUUUUAACUGUUCCUCGACCUGCUAGAGUUGCUCCUAACAACAUUGAUAUCCCUGAUACAAGCAAAAAAAUGGGAUUGAUUCGUGGAGUAAGUGCAGCAAGUGGAAUUAGUGGUUGGGUUGCUGCUGAUGAUCCUGAGAAAGAACUGACUGAAGACCGUGAUGAAGUAGGAACAACUGAUGAGAGAAAAUUGAUGCAAAAAACAGAUGUUGAUUUAAAUCUUACAAUGGCUGCGGGUCUGUCUUUUAAUCAGUUGGGUAGAACCACAAUAUCCAGAAAUAUGAAUGAUGCAGACAUGGGACGGGAUCUAAUGAUUGGGCAACCAUCAGGCAGUGAGGUUGGUGAUCAAGCAGCUUCGUAUGAAUCACGGGGUCCUAGUUCUCGCAAGCGAAGCUUGGAAAUAGGUGCUAGUUCAGAUGACAAGCCACAGUUACGCAUACAGCAGGCUGAUAGUGUUGAAGGAGCUGUUGUCGAUCGUGAUGGUGAUGAAGUUACUGAUGGCAGACAAUAUUCUGCUGGUCCAUCAAAACGAGCUCGUGAUUCAGAUAUUUUUGACACUUACUGCUCACCGUAUCCAAGAGAUUCAUCUGAUGCAGGUCCAAGCCAUUCAAUGGGUUUUGAAACUUAUGCAGAUGGCAAUAAAGUGGCUCUGUUUAGGCAAGGAAGCGACCAUGUUAUUGGAAUCCCAUCAGCCAGAGAUUCAACACGCGCAUCCUCUGUCAUUGCAAUGGAUACUGUUUGCCACAGUGCCGAUGAUGAUUCAAUGGAAAGUGUUGUAAAUUAUCCUGGAGAUGUUGAUGAUAUCCAUUUCCCCUCUUCUAGUACAUAUGGCCACCUUGAGAUGAAUGAUACAUCAGAGUUGAAUUAUAGUAAUCAAGGUCAGCAGAGUAUUUGUUUCCAACCAGCUGCCAAAGCAGUUCCAGGUGAAAUGGGCAUCAGCAGUACAAAUGAUGGUGAGGAAAUUUUUAAUGCUGAAACUGUGACAGCUCAGGCUAAGGAUGGGCUUAGUUUUGGAAUUAGUGGGGGGAGUGUUGGUAUGUGUGCCAGCCAUGAAGCUGAAAUCCAUGGAGCAGAUGCCUCUGUGCACAGAACAGUUAGUGUAGUUGGUGAUGUGGAACCCAGAAUAGAAUAUGCUGAAAAUCAGGGUCAAACAGGUGAAUCUGCACCAGAUCCUGGGUUGAUGGAUGAGGUUGUACCCGAUGAAAUAAAUAGGGAAGAUCCUCAUGGUGACAGCCAAGAAAUGUUGUCUCGCUCUCUACGAAGGGAUGACAGUGGUUCGAAAGUUGAUGGUUCUGCCAAAGCAGAGUCUGUUGAAAGUGGUGAAAAGAUAAGCCAAAGCUUCAAAGUAGUCCCAAAUAACAGUGUUCAUCCUUCUCUUUCCUGCAAUGCUAAUGUGCACUCUGGUAGUGAACCACCAAAUAAAGAGGUAAAAAAUGCUGGAAAAUCAUCUUCCAUAAACAAUUCUCCAUACCGAGACCCAGAGUCAGAUUAUGCUGUUGCAAAUGGGAUAGGACCGCCAAAAGGAGAAAGCAAUUAUGAAGAAACUAUAGAAUUUGAUCCAAUUAUUCAUCACAACCAGUUCUGCCCCUGGGUGAAUGGAAAUGUUGCUGCUGCUGGCUGUAGUAGCACCGGCUCUAACACCAGUGCUGAUGUUGUUGCACUUUGUGGAUGGCAGCUGACCUUGGAUGCUCUGGAUGCUCUGCGAUCACUAGGGCAUAUUCCUGUGCAGACAUUACAGUCUGAGUCAGCAGCAUCAUUAUAUAAGGAUGAUCACCAAGCUCCUGGUAAAAAGCUCCUUCGACGGAACUCAAUAAACAAAAGUUGCGGGCAACAUUGACAGUCAAGCAUAAAGACACCUGCAAUGACUAAAUCUGCUCUACUGUAGCAACAGUUUGCUUUAAGCAUGCAGCAAUGUAAUUAUGAAGUCCACAUAUGCCAAUGUCAUGUAGGAAGGUAUAGCAUUCAAUGAUUGGAGCAAAUUGGAAGCUUUUUCAGUAGUUGCUAUUGGAAUUGUUGCCAGGGAAAGUUAUGUCAAUUCUUACUCCGAUCUUAUUAAAACCUUGUUUCACGGUAAAGUAAUUUGUAUUAUUCGAGUGAGAUACUUGUCUAUACUGCAUAAAUUAUGUUUUUGCUAUCUUUAAGCAGGUUCUUCUGACUAUUAUGAAUAUUAUUAUUAUUCACUUGAUCACUGAUGUAAGUUAACAUUGCUGUUGAGAACAAAUGUCACUAGUUCUACAAUUUUCAUUUGGGAUUCUAA